Panonychus citri (citrus red mite) is the source of this 1073-nucleotide messenger RNA. RefSeq lists its product as uncharacterized. NCBI's taxonomy places the organism in Eukaryota, Metazoa, Arthropoda, Arachnida, Trombidiformes, Tetranychidae. Bases 230 to 817 code for a protein of 195 amino acids. The record is from RefSeq and is a predicted model, not a curated record. The transcript is spliced from 2 exons.
UGUUCUUUGAUUGUGGUUCUGCGAUUAACUAUUAAAAAGUGAAUCGAACUUUUGAACAAUCGUGAUUAGAGUAAACAGAUUGACAAUAACAGUUUAAAUUCUAAAUCAUCCUAAAAGUCAGAGAAUCCUGGUUUUCUCUUCUUUCAUCUUUCUUUCUCUCUCUUUCCUUUCCUUUCUUUUUAUUAUUGAUCUCACUCUUAAAAAGCCAUAACCUUAGUUGUGACAAAUCAUGACAAUUGGAUUUAAUUUGAGUAUUAAAAUACCUCUUAUAUUUAUUUUAAUCAGUGUUGGUUCUAUGGUCUAUUAUGAUGUUCUAAAUCAUGGUAGCUUUUCAAAAUCUGUUACGGGUAAAUGGCUGAAGAACAGUGGAAUCCUUGGUGUUUAUCAGACAGUUGAAAAGGAGGUAACAAGUAAAUUACCUGUUAUGAUUGCCAGCGUGUACAAGACAGCAAACAUUGAGAAAUUAACUGGCCACCUUUCAUCUGGUUUUCGAUACGUGGUACAACUUUCCGAACCAGUGACCUCUUGGAUUUAUAAAACAAUCCCCUUGAAAUUAGAGUAUGCCAAUGAUGUCAUUAUACCCUACAUUGCCAAUGGAAUUGUAAAAUUCACCUCUGAAUUUGGAACUUAUCUUGCGGUAGGACAGGAAAAUUUGAAACAAUUAUCUGCCAAACUAGGAUCAUGGAUAGGCGAGAAUAUCAAUUUGGAAGGUGCUUCAUUUGCAAAGGUUCAAGGAGCUUUUACCAAUGUUGUACAUGAUGUUCAAAAUUUGAUGAUCGACGGUUUCAACUGGGCCCACAAACAACUUGUCGGUUAAAUUUUGUACAACCAUAAAUAUAUACAUGGAAAUAAUGUUUUUCUGGAGAUAAUUUUUACUCUUAUCCCUCGAAAAUUUUACUUCCGUGUGUUUAGAAUACGAUUGUUGUGGCAUGAAUUAUAACAGCAAUUUAUGUCUUUCUUAAUUUGUCUAAAUUAGACAACUUUUCUGACAAAAUUAUUUAAUCACAUUCCUUGAUUGAUUAUUCUCAUUUUGUGUCUCUUUUUCACAAUUACAUCAUCUUUCCAUUUGGUUA